Messenger RNA from Strongylus vulgaris, 321 nucleotides. The record is from the annotation of a GenBank genome assembly. NCBI's taxonomy places the organism in Eukaryota, Metazoa, Nematoda, Chromadorea, Rhabditida, Strongylidae.
AUGGAGAAAGAAAUUGCUGUGAAAACGGAGCAGUUGAGCGAACUGGAGGGCCAACUUGAUGUGGCUAUAGGAAAGCUUGGGAGGUUCUGCGAAGAUCAAGAAAUUAUGGAUGAACAGUAUCGGGAACUAUAUCAUCGCAACAGAAGGUUGGAGACGAAGCUUCGGCAAAGAGUUGAUGAGCUUGAUGAUGUUAAAAAGGACUUGGUUGUUACGACCGAUAGGCUUACUGCAACCAAAAAUGCGUUCGAAGAAAUACAUGGAGUAGCUGGAAAGCUACAUAAAGAAUUGAGAGGAGUGAAUAAUCCUUUUUUGUUCGAAUAA